AUGCGCUUUUUGUCCCUGCGAAGGGCCCGCUCCCGGUUGCGAAAGAGCACCAGCACCACAGGCCUCUUCGGCAGAAGCUACGCGUCCGUAACCGACGCCGACCUCGACUUCUUCCGCGGCGUCGUUGGCGCCGACCACGUCAAGACCUCCCCCGAGGACCUCGAGAGCUUCAACACGGACUGGAUGAAGAAGUACCGCGGGGCUUCCCCUGCGGCCGUCCUGCCCAGCAACACCGAUCAAGUUUCCCGCUUGCUUCGGCACUGCAACGAGCGGCGAAUCGCAGUCGUGCCGCAGGGGGGCAACACGGGCCUCGUCGGAGGGAGCGUGCCCGCCGGGCGCGCGGGCGUGGGGGAGGUGGUGCUGUCGACCUCGAGGAUGAAGAGUGUGGUAUCGUUCGACCCGUUGGCCGGGGUCCUCACGUGCGAGGCUGGGUGUAUCUUAGAAAAUCUGGACGCCUACCUGGCCGAGCAGGGGUUCGCGAUGCCGCUCGACCUGGGGGCCAAAGGCUCCUGCCAGAUCGGCGGCAACAUCUCCACCAACGCGGGCGGCCUCCGCCUUCUCCGGUACGGCUCCCUACACGGCUCGGUCCUCGGUCUCGAGAAGAAAUAG
Ectocarpus siliculosus is the source of this 609-nucleotide messenger RNA. NCBI's taxonomy places the organism in Eukaryota, Phaeophyceae, Ectocarpales, Ectocarpaceae. The record is from the annotation of a GenBank genome assembly.